GCCAAAGAGACAAAAGUUCUGGCAGAAAUAGGGAAAACAGAUCAUUUUUGCAUCGUCCCAGUCCAUUGGAUAUAGUUGUUAAAUCAAAAAGUCAUGGUAUGUUGUUGGCCAAAACAAUGAGAUUCUGCACCUAUGUUUGGGUAAAACAUCACUUUAUCAAGUUGAAUACCAACAACUCUAUGGUUAGUAAAUGUUUCAGGAAACUACAACAAGCUGACUUGUGCGAUAAGCAAGUCUUAAGUGCUUCCUGUAAGUUCUUUCGAUAUUCAGUUUUAUUGAGUGGAUAUCAGGAAAAAAUACCCUAAUAUCCUUUGUUCAGUCAUAGUGUAAGCCUUUCCAGUAUCCGGAAAUGGAUUUGCCAAAUUGUGUUCAUUGCACCUGGUCUUGCAAGUAUAUUUAAGCUUGAAAGUGAACAUUGGGAAGGAGAAUAAAAAAUACAGGGUUAUUUUCAUAAGUGCUUAUACGAUGUCUCUAAUGAUAUCGCAGUAGUUUUGUAAACACUUGUCACAUUAGGCUAUAUAUAUUAACAUAUUUUGGAUUUAAGGCAUAUGUAUCCGUGUAGAGCUAUGAUAAAGGGACAGUUAGUAAGAUAAUCUCUUGCUGAUUUCUGGUUGUUCUAUUUAAUUUCUUUUUCCUGUCAUCAGGUUUAUUGUGUUUUAGAUAAUUAUGAUUAAUAUUUAGCGACUAUCUGGAUGUUAUAGAUCAUCCGGUUAUUCCAACGUUUCAUUCAUCCAGAGUAAUUACUAAUUAACAUCUUGUUUGGACCAAGGAAAUUCUAAUUCAUUCAGCAAAUCUCGUUGUAACAUCAAUCAUGCCAUUAUCAAUUCAUAGUCACUAUAUUACUGAGGAACAAGGGACCUUCAAGUAUAAUCAUAAUCAAAUGUCAUGAACCUUGUUUCGACUUUAACUUGAAUUAUCAAUAAAUUAACGAUUUAUAUGUGGCCACUUUUUUGUAAUUGAAAGGUAAACUAUGUACUCCCAUUUUUAAUCGUGAUAUCAAUCAAUUGAUCUGUAAUGCCAUUCCAUUCAAUACAGAGUGCAUCUGUCACCUAACUGAAUUUAUUCAAGGGAUGGUUUCCACAAGGAUAACUUAUUGUUUAGUCAAGUAAACGAGUACUUUUUGAAAAGUUUUCUGUACUAUGAUGAAAAAACGUUCAUUUUCUUAUUAUCUAUUAAGCACGUUAUCUUGAUACCUAUACAUUGAGCAUUAAACAGUCAUAUGAUUACAAAAAUCAUAAAAACUACCACUGCUAAUAAUGAUACUAUGAAUUAUAAAAUUGUCCAGGUCAUACUUGUUCAAAUUUUCGAUUUUAUCAAGAUCUGUAUUUUUUUUGCUUUCCACUUUUAGGUUUGAUUGGGGAGACACGCAUUUAAUCAGUCCCUUUCAUCGAAUGGUUAUUCAUUAUGAAUGAAAUUAAUUUUUUUGAUCCGUUGGAAGGUAAUGAUACAUUACCAUUAUAUUGUGUCUGUUGUCUUGAUUAUGGUUUUCUACCUACUAUAUUAUUACAUAGUCUUCCUGUGAAGGUGCAACGUUUGAUUGUAAAUCGUUUAGCUCACACAAACCUACCACAAUUCAUUCUAGCAACUCAUAAAGGAGGUCAUUGGUCGUUGGUCCAAUUACAUUAUAUCAGUCAUAAUAUUAAUGACAAUAAUAAUAAUAAUAAUAAUAAUAAUAAUAAUAAUAAUAAUUCACAAACAAUUCCGUCAAAUUCUACUCCAUCUCUGAAUGAAUCUCAUAUGGCUAAUUGUCUGGAUAGUUUGAACCAGCUAAAGGAUGUUGAUUCAGAAUCACCUGUGUGCACAAAUUGUGUAUCAUCAAUUGAAUUCAACCUAGAUCCAUAUACUACUGCGUAUUUUUCCGAUUCUUAUGUGAAAUUCAUGUUGACAACCAAAACAUCAGACAAAAAUUGGCACUGUCCAUUUUGUAAAGCCAGCUACAGUCUUAUUAGCAGUGAUCGAGUGAAUAUUUUAGAACGACAUUUACGCUUACAUGCGGAAAUUCGUUGUUGUGUAGAUUGUGUAACCAUAUUACCGAAUAACACAUCUUCACUUAAUUGUGAAUCAGCAUGUAUACAUGAUUGUGAUGAAUUAGUUAGUUCUCAAAUCAAAGACGAUUAUCAACAAUAUCAAUAUGCUAACAGCAAUUCCACGGACUUGCCUCACAAGACAGUGAAUUUACCUGCACCUGAUGAUUGUAAUGAUCAACCAGAAAAUAAUGAUAUAUUUCCCACAUUUCACCGUGAUAAUAGUCAAAUUCAACUUCGAAAAUGUGAUGUACCUCUGAACUCGAUUGCUAAAACUUCGUGUACAUAUUUUAGUGCCGGGAAUUGGCGACGAAUUUGUACAAAGUGUAAAGUCGGCUUCAAAACACCGGCACACUAUCAACAACAUUUAAAAAAUGUUCAUCGAGGUAAAAAGUUUCUUUGUCAAGAUUGUGGUGUUUUUUUCAGUACGAAAGGGAAUCUAACGACACAUUUUAACCAAAUUCAUAAUCAAAAUACCAGUUUACCGUGCCCUAUCUGUGAGAAAUAUCUUAGUAAUAGGUUUAAUUUAGAUCGGCAUAUACGUUCAGUUCAUUCAGAUUAUGAGAUGUCCUCAAAUUCAUCUUUAAAAGUAAAUAGUAUUCCAGUGUCUAAUACUAAUGAAGGUGCACAUUUAACUAACUCUGUUACUGUUGAAAAUCCGAAUGAACCUCCGCGUGGAUAUUAUCUUUAUUUAUCUGAUUCUGAUUGUCAACAAUCAAUCAGCACAAAUUCACCAACAUCAUAUAUAAAUUCAAGUGGAAAUACACAAUCUGUAUUGCAAUUAAUUUCUCCGACAGUCGAUUCAAAAUCUGUCUCAUUAGUAGCAGAUAUUAGCCUAACACCAUGUGGUCCAUCAAAUCCAGAUGCCCAACUUGGCGUUGGCGGUAAAUUGUGGAAGCAAAAUAUAAAUAUUGUACAGUCUCCAAAAUCUACUAUUUCUAAAAGUUUCCAUCUAUGUUAGAUAACAUUAUUUGAUGGUUGCCGUUUUUGCCUUUUCGUUGUUGUUAGACUUUUAAAUCUACACUUUCUUUUUGUUCUAAAAAGGGAAUAUUAAAGUACUCUACGACACUUAUUUAUACGUAAAUCAAACCCGUCUAAUUAUCACUGUACAAAGUAAGGAAACGUAACUAGCUUUUACUUGAAACAUUGACAGUUAAUAAGUAUUUCUACAAUGUAAAAUCCACUUGUAUUAUGUAACUGAAGAUUUUCAUUAUAAAAAAAGUUACAGUUGAUUGAUUGGGAAUUGGAUUUAUUUGUAAUCCGUAGUAAAAUAAUCAGGGAUAUUCGUUUCUGUCAUAUCAGUUUCCAUUUUACUAAUUAUUAUUUAAGCAUCAGGUAUAAGCACUCAAUAUUUAAGUUGAAACCUGAUUGGCAUUCAUAGCUACUAAAUGUUAAACGUAAGCAUUUUUAAGCUAAAAUUAUCUAAUUCUUUACAACACCAAAACAGCUUUCUCACUAAACAACAUAACUCCUAAAAGCCCUAAAUAAAUAUAUAUUCAUGUGAAUUCAAAACAUACAUACUAUUGGAAUAUGAGCUUCAUUAUGUAGCUGACAGUGUUCCGUAUUUUCUUGUUAUACCGAAAAGCCGAA
Molecule: messenger RNA, 3614 nt
Organism: Schistosoma bovis
Lineage: Eukaryota; Metazoa; Platyhelminthes; Trematoda; Strigeidida; Schistosomatidae
Source: the annotation of a GenBank genome assembly